Messenger RNA from Clonostachys rhizophaga, 630 nucleotides. The record is from the annotation of a GenBank genome assembly. NCBI's taxonomy places the organism in Eukaryota, Fungi, Ascomycota, Sordariomycetes, Hypocreales, Bionectriaceae.
AUGCCAUCCCAACCUACCCAGCCCGACCAACCCUCGAAUUCGGGCAUCGUCACCGAUGGGGACAGCGGCCAGCGUCACAUUCCCGAAUCAGUACGUGCCGAUGGAAGUACCCGCAAAGCCAUAAAGAUCCGGCCCGGGUACCGCCCUCCCGAGGAUGUCGAGGUCUACAAAAACCGAACUGCUGAGGCAUUCCGUGAGCGCGGCCGCCGAGUGGGAAUCCCCGGGGCUGCUAGUACGGAGGAUACCCAACCCGCACAGCAGGCUUCUUCUUCGAACAAUAAGAACGCAAAGAGGCGCGAGGCCCGGCGGAAGGCCAAGGCUGCUGAUGGUGAAGGCGAAACAGAGGGCGCAACCAAGGACUCCGAAACUCAACCGAAGGCCGACGAGGUCGACCCCGAGGUCGAGAAGGAAAAGAAAGCCAGGAAUCUUAAGAAGAAGCUGAAGCAAGCCAAAGACCUGCAAAGCAAGAAGGAGGAGGGGGAGUCUUUGCUCCCUGAGCAGAUCGCAAAGGUUAUCAAAAUCAACGAGCUGGUGCGCGAGCUUGAGGCUCUUGGCUUCGAUGCAGAUGGGGAGCCACGGCAAAAGGGCGAUGAGGGUUCGGCCGGUAACGGCGACGACAAGAAGGAGUGA